This is a messenger RNA of Saprolegnia parasitica CBS 223.65, 1095 nucleotides long. RefSeq lists its product as hypothetical. Lineage: Eukaryota; Oomycota; Saprolegniomycetes; Saprolegniales; Saprolegniaceae. The record is from RefSeq and is a predicted model, not a curated record. Bases 1 to 1056 code for a protein of 351 amino acids. The transcript is spliced from 6 exons.
AUGCACACGCCCGCCGUCUUUUACGUCCGGCCGCUUCUGUGGGACGAGCUCAAGCGGACGGCCAACCCGGCUGAGAUCAACGAGCUCCGGCAUGUCCUUGGCACGCGCUACAUUGACGAGAACGAGGGACUCAACAAUGAACUGCAAGCCUUUGUUCAGAUCUUAGGGGACUACCAGCGCCAGAACGACAGCAUUCGUGAGGCGAUCGUGAGUCGACCGGCGCUGCCCGAGCCACCAGGCCGCGCAUUGCUCCUCGACCAGCUCAAGCUUCUCGCGAGCAACCUCACCGAGAAAAACAGGCCGCUGCCGCUGCGCUCGGAGCGCGACAAGGCGCUGUUUGGCUACAUCUUGCACGCCCAAGACGGCGACGACCAGCAGCAGAAUGAUGCAUCGAUGUCCGCAUCGUCGUCGGGGCUCCUCACACCGCGCAUGAAAGACUACCACGUCUCCGUGUACCCACCGAGCGACCAAGGCGUCUUGAUACGCCCGGGCACGGCCGAUCGGAAGCGGCCAGCGACCGCGCAGUCGCGGCCACCGUCGCGCAGCGGCCUCCUCUCGCGCGGCUCGACGGCGUCGAUCGCAUCGGCCCCCGCGGUCCUCGAAGACCUGGGCUGCGUCGACAUUCGGCAAAUCGACGCAGUCAAGGACAAGCUACGCGAGGCCCUUCUCGAAGAAAAAUCCCAGCUCCUCGACGACAUCGACUUUAUCCAGGGGUGCCUGGACAUGGAGCAAGAUUUGAUCGAAGAAGACACGCGCAAGGCACCGGCGCCGCUGCCGUCCAUGAAGGAUCUCAAUGACUUUCGAAGAGCGCUCGAAGAGGCGUGGAUAGACCAGGACGAGCAAGCGCAGCUUCAAGACCGCAUGGCCAAGGCAGACGAAACGAUCGAGCGCCGAAGGCUCGGGCUCGACGAAUGCAAGCCCAAGCCACCGCCGAGCGACGCGCCGCGCGGGGCGCGGCCCUCACCAGGCGCACCCAAGAAGAAGUCGUCGAGUUUCAAGGUGCACCGGGUGCGCGAGCUCGUCCAGAACGUCCGCGACGAGCCGUUCUUGAGUUAGAGAGAGCUUGGUGUACACUCAAAGACUAUUUAGUUGCCA